Penicillium angulare is the source of this 267-nucleotide messenger RNA. RefSeq lists its product as uncharacterized. Lineage: Eukaryota; Fungi; Ascomycota; Eurotiomycetes; Eurotiales; Aspergillaceae. The transcript is spliced from 2 exons. The record is from RefSeq and is a predicted model, not a curated record. The coding region runs from base 1 to 267 and encodes 88 amino acids.
AUGGCUAUGGCUUUAGGAAUCGCCACUAGCUCAGGAUCAACAACAACAAAACAGGCUGGGCUAGAUCCAAGCAGCUUAAGGGAUGCAGAAGGCCAGAUGGCCGAUGUCUGUUUGCGAUACCUUUUGAUGGAGGAUUUAGAAGACGAUAAUAGCCAAUCGAGCAACCAUACUCAACAUCUCUUAGAAUACGCAGCGGUAUAUUGGGCCGAUCACGCAAAGCAGAUAGCUUUGACGGUGGACUACGAAGUAGCCAAUCGACUACAUUAA